CUUCUGCUUAGUUUUAAAUCAAAAUAAAUAUGAAUCACGAUUCAAAUGCUAAAAUGUUAAUGCCAGAUCCUGAACCUAUUUGUUUAAAUGUAGACCAAAAUCCGUAUGUAAAUGAAUUAAUAUAUCAUAAAUCAACAUUGAAAACGCACAACGCCCAUCUUAAAAAGCUUAAAGAUCUCAAUAUCGAUCCUUUGUCUCUGACAGACAAAACUAUUUCGGAUAAGUUGAUGGAUAUUAAAAAAUCAGGAUCUAACGGAAAAGAACUUUCAAUUCAUUACAUAAACGGAAUUUACGCCACCAUAAAACGCAUCCAACCGUCUUUGACAAAAUCACGUCGUGAUUUAGGACUCAGGUCGAAAAAUUCCGGAAAGUCAACUAAACGCAGUACAGAUGUAUUUAUUGGUACAAAGAAUCUGUUGACUACGAUUGUUAGAGAUGUGAAACGUCUGAAUACUGUAGAAUCUUAUAAAGCAGAUCCAAGACGAAUAAUCGAUACUAAAAUCGCAAUCGUAUUGACUUUAUUAACAAAUUUGAGAUCAAGUGAAUUAUUACAAUUACGAGUAAAACAUAUUGAUUUGAUCAAAAGAGAGCUUCCGUUAUCAAUACGGACGAAACACCGAAAUACAUCAAUUAAAAUUCUGAAGAUGGCUAAAUUAUUUGAUGUUCUAUACCCUAAAGUCAUCAAAAUGGCUUUAAGUCGGGAUGGCUUAUAUACGAAAUCAUUGGAUACUGAUUUUGAAACUCAGAUAAAAAAUAAUCCAGUAAUUCAGAAUACUCUUUUAGUCUCAUGUAAAGUUGAUACAAUUAAUAAAGUCAUGCGUCAGAUUUAUGAGAAUGUAAAUGGUAUGCAACCUUCUGUGGCUUUGGGCUUAAAAUCAAUUCGCUCUCUGAAUACGACUAUUAUGAUUAACCAUAAAGAACUAUUAUUAGCUCAGACACUAAAUAGACACAAAGACGUCAAUGUUACUCUUAAACAUUACAAUUGUUCGAGUUUUGAAGAAAAAAUAGCUGGUGCAUACUAAAAAUAACUUAAUGCGUCCGUCAUGUUGCCUUUUAACAAAGUAAUUCCACAAAAAAAAAAAAAAAAAAAAAAAAAAAAAAAAAAAAAA
Microplitis demolitor is the source of this 1109-nucleotide messenger RNA. It is a transcript of the gene Vlf-1, whose product is annotated as very late factor 1, bracovirus capsid protein. Gene Ontology annotation, biological process: DNA recombination; DNA integration. The coding region runs from base 30 to 1022 and encodes 330 amino acids. The record is from RefSeq and is marked provisional. Gene Ontology annotation, molecular function: DNA binding. The transcript has a single exon. Lineage: Eukaryota; Metazoa; Arthropoda; Insecta; Hymenoptera; Braconidae.